Molecule: messenger RNA, 4601 nt
Organism: Mastomys coucha (southern multimammate mouse)
Lineage: Eukaryota; Metazoa; Chordata; Mammalia; Rodentia; Muridae
Gene: Kazn
Product: kazrin, periplakin interacting protein
Exons: 15
Coding region: 236-2545 (769 amino acids)
Molecular function (GO): protein binding
Source: RefSeq, a predicted model, not a curated record
CGGAAGGAGCGGGAGGAGGAGCCCCCGGGAUCUGGAGUUGUUCCCACGUGAGAGGAUCGCGCCGGAUUCCUCCGGUGCGGCGGCCGCGUAGUGCCCGGUGCACGGUGGGGCUGAGAUCACUGGCCCGGCGCGCGUGGGCGGCCCGAUGCGGCGGCGGCUCCGAGGGCUGUGAGCCGGGCGUCCGCCGUCGGAGCCCCGCGCGCCGCCGUGGGGCCUCGCGUCCCGGGCACACGGGAUGCGGGCGGCCGAUUCGGGUUCCUGGGAGCGCGUCCGCCAGCUUGCGGCAUACGGCCAGCCGGCUCCGUCCUGCGGGCGGGACACCGGGCCCGCGCGCGUCUCGGAGCCCGGAGCCUGCAAGCUAUGCACGGACGCUACGCGGCCCCGAGAACAGCAGGGAGCUGGGGCAGUCCCCGAUGCAGCCGAUGGCUACAACAGCCAACCGGUGCUCCUGCGGGAGGAAGUGGUCCAGCUUCAGGAGGAAGUGCACCUUCUCCGACAGAUGAAGGAAAUGCUGGCGAAGGACCUGGAGGAGUCACAGGGCGGCAAGUGCUCCGAGGUCCUCUCAGCCACUGAGCUCCGGGUGCAGCUGGUUCAGAAGGAGCAGGAACUGGCCAGAGCCAAGGAAGCCUUGCAAGCCAUGAAAGCUGACCGGAAGCGCUUAAAGGGCGAAAAGACAGACCUGGUGAGCCAGAUGCAGCAGCUGUAUGCCACGCUGGAGAGCCGAGAGGAGCAGUUGAGAGACUUCAUCCGCAACUAUGAACAGCACCGAAAGGAGAGUGAGGAUGCUGUCAAAGCGCUGGCCAAGGAGAAGGACCUGCUGGAGCGAGAGAAGUGGGAGCUUCGACGGCAGGCCAAGGAGGCCACGGACCAUGCUGCGGCCCUCCGCUCCCAGCUGGACCUCAAGGACAACCGCAUGAAGGAGCUGGAGGCGGAGCUAGCCAUGGCCAAGCAGUCCUUAGCCACACUGACCAAGGAUGUCCCCAAGAGGCAUUCACUCGCCAUGCCCGGCGAGACGGUGCUCAAUGGCAACCAGGAAUGGGUGGUGCAGGCUGACCUCCCACUGACUGCUGCCAUCCGGCAGAGCCAACAGACUCUUUACCACUCCCACCCUCCCCACCCUGCAGACCGGCAAGCGGUCAGGGUGAGCCCCUGCCACUCAAGACAGCCCUCCGUCAUCUCCGAUGCUUCCGCUGCUGAAGGUGACCGGUCAUCUACACCUAGCGACAUCAACUCCCCAAGACACCGGACACACUCCCUCUGCAACGGCGACAGUCCCGGCCCAGUUCAGAAGAGCCUGCACAACCCUAUUGUACAGUCACUAGAGGAUCUUGAAGACCAAAAACGGAAAAAGAAGAAGGAGAAGAUGGGAUUUGGCUCCAUCUCUCGAGUCUUCGCCAGAGGGAAGCAACGGAAGUCCCUCGACCCGGGCCUCUUUGAUGACUCCGACAGCCAGUGUAGCCCCACACGCCACAGCCUCAGCCUGUCUGAGGGAGAGGAGCAGAUGGACCGUCUACAGCACGUGGAGCUGGUGAGGACCACGCCCAUGUCCCACUGGAAGGCUGGCACAGUGCAGGCCUGGCUGGAGGUGGUGAUGGCCAUGCCUAUGUACGUCAAGGCCUGUGCAGAAAAUGUCAAGAGUGGGAAGGUGCUUCUCAGCCUGAGUGACGAGGACCUGGAGUUGGGACUGGGUGUGUGCAGCUCCUUGCACAGGCGCAAGCUCCGCCUGGCCAUCGAGGACUACCGAGAUGCCGAGGCAGGCCGCAGCCUGUCCAAAGCCGCUGACCUGGACCAUCACUGGGUGGCCAAGGCCUGGCUGAAUGACAUUGGCCUGUCCCAGUAUUCCCAGGCCUUCCAGAACCACCUGGUCGAUGGGAGGAUGUUGAACUCACUGAUGAAGCGGGACCUAGAGAAGCACCUGAACGUGUCCAAGAAGUUCCACCAAGUUAGCAUCUUACUGGGGAUUGAGCUUCUGUACCAAGUGAACUUCAGCAGGGAGGCCCUCCAGGAGCGCCGAGCCCGCUGUGAAACACAGAACACAGACCCUGUGGUCUGGACCAACCAGCGGGUGCUCAAGUGGGUGCGCGAUAUUGACCUGAAGGAGUAUGCAGACAACCUGACCAACAGCGGUGUCCACGGUGCUGUGCUGGUCCUGGAGCCCACAUUCAAUGCCGAGGCCAUGGCCACCGCCCUGGGCAUCCCCAGCGGGAAGCACAUCCUGAGGAGACACCUGGCAGAGGAGAUGAGCACCAUCUUCCAUCCAUCCAACUGCACAGGCAUCCGGGAGUCUGAGCGUUUUGGGACACCACCUGGCAGGGCCUCCAGCAUCACCAGAGCUGGGAAAGAGGACAGUAGCGGCAACAGCAAGUACAGAGCUGGCCGGCUGCCCCUGGGGAAGAUAGGAAGGGGCUUCAGCAGCAAAGAGCCUGACUUCCACGAUGACUAUGGCUCUCUUGAGAACGAGGACUGUGGGGAUGAGGAGCUCCAAGGCAGGCCCGAACAGUGCCGUCUGGAGGGAUACAGCAGCUUGGAGGUCACCAACGUGUAAGAAAGCCAUGUGACUCGACUCCAGAAGAGCAGGGAGGAGGAGCAGCCCAAUGUCUCAGAGCCGUCCAUCCCCCCUGUACAGCAUGACCCGGAGCUGAGGACAGACAGUGUCAGAACGGAGUUCCCAGAGAUGGUCACAAUUUCCAGUGGACACCAAGACAGAGAAUGCCCACCUAGGUGUCUUGUAUCUCUGAGGAAGUAUCGCCCAGCUGAGACCCAGCAAGUGGCCCUGGGGCUUCUGUUCUAAGUACAAGCCAGGUGCUGCUGGCACUUUACAUUGGUCAAGGAGGGUCAGUCUUUGGGCCUGGAACACCCUGCUGGGAGGAGCAGGAAAGCCCCCCGGACAGCCUUGGCAAAGCCAGCCUUGGCAAAGCCAGCCGGCAGCGGCCAGGUGGUGAAUGCUGACCACCAGCCCACUGAGCAGAGAACCUGAACUCUGACCUCCUCAUCCACUCUGGAAGGAUGCAGAAUGGCCCGGGCAUUCCUCCCACUUGAAGGGCAGCACAUCUUGAGUUGGACGUGUUGGGAGCAGGAGGGGAAUCUCUGCAGGGAAGAGGGGACUGAGAACAGCAGUCCUAGGGCUACAGACAUCCUGUCACCAGAGUGAAUGUGAUUUCAAGAGUGGGAGGGGGUAGUUACUGAGCUCUGCCCCAAACAGCUACUCCAAGUGUGGACAUAAAAUGGGAGACUGCCUGUCAUUAACCCGACAAACCUCUGUUGUGAUGUCCCUAUCAGCUCAGACAGGUAAGCUCACCCAUGAGCUAACAGAGGUGCAAAUCCCACAGAACAAGGUCACCAGGUUGCCAGCGUAGGGCCUUUCUAGCCGCUGUCUUGAUCUGAUCUGCCUCAGUGUUUUGCUGUGUGGCUUCCUCCCAGUGGCCUCACCUCUCUGUGCCUCAGUGUCUUACCUGUACUACUUCCAGUUGCUCCCAGGGGAGCUGUUAUGGAUUAACAUUUGCUAACAUUUGUCCCAAGCUUUGAACCUCUCAGGAAACAGCUGGAAGGGAUGGGACAGCGGAGAAAGGGGCCUAACUUCCACCCACAACAUUUGCAGACACGGGGUGAGCUCGCCCCAUUUUGGAUGGGGAGACAGGCAACGGGGCGAAGGUUUAAUAGUGAGAGUUUCCGAAAGCCACCAGCAAGGUCUUGGAGAGCCACCAGCACACUCUGAAGGCCCACUGGGUGCAAGUCUGGGAGGGCCACCAGCACAGCCUGAAGGCCCACUGGGUGCAAGUCUGGGAGGGCCACCAGCACAGCCUGAAGGCCCACUGGGUGCAAGUCUGGGAGAGCCACCAGCACAGCCUGAAGGCCCACUGGGUGCAGGGUCCAAGCUGACUGAGCAGAGACUGCCUAUCAAUGGCAGGGAGGAUUGUGGGGUAGCUGGGCUCAGUACCAGCUCUUCUCAGAUCCCCACAGCUGACAGCAGAGGGUGGGCAUGGGGGGUGGGGCACCGCCUCUGAACCACCAAAGGCAGACUUCGGCAGUGGUACUGAGAGCUUCCCUUUGUGGGAACUUGACAGUUGCUGAUCCCCAUGUUAAAGACAUGGGUCCCCCAGGUACAGUCUCCCUCACACCCAGUGGUCACUUUUAGCAGAUUCUGUCUUGACUCUUUACCACGGGAUGCAGAGGUUGUCAGGGGACUAGAUUCAGAAGUGGAGAGAGGGGCUCUCUCCUAAGCCUGGCCUGCAUAGGGCACUUAGAACAGGGAACCCCGCAAAAGACUGGGGUCAUGAAGAGAGGUGGGAUCCCGGAGGCAGAUGUAAUUUGGACUGCAGAACCAUGAUGAAGGGCUCUCUAACUACGAUCAUGACAGCCCUUCCCAGAAGGCCAAGGAGCACUUCACAGGUUGUGGGGGAAAGUGUCUCCUGGGUUGUGGCACCUUCUGGGUCUCACUUUACAGAAGCCAGUGUGAAUGGCGAUGAUGCCCCUGACCCACGGAGGGUUUGUAAAAUGCACGGCAAAUGAACAGUGAACUGCAGUGUCUGGCACCUUCCCAGAGGGAAUUUUAACAAUGUAAUAACAAUAAAUGCUUGGCGUGAGCCAAUCCUUUUUUCCUG